Molecule: messenger RNA, 354 nt
Organism: Saccharomycodes ludwigii
Lineage: Eukaryota; Fungi; Ascomycota; Saccharomycetes; Saccharomycodales; Saccharomycodaceae
Gene: ATG8
Product: ubiquitin-like protein ATG8
Exons: 1
Coding region: 1-354 (117 amino acids)
Biological process (GO): macroautophagy; cellular response to nitrogen starvation
Cellular component (GO): fungal-type vacuole membrane; cytosol; autophagosome
Molecular function (GO): phosphatidylethanolamine binding
Source: RefSeq, a predicted model, not a curated record
AUGAAAUCAGCUUUUAAAUCCGAUUAUCCUUUUGAGAAAAGAAAAGAAGAAUCUGAAAGAAUACGCCGUAAUUUUAAGAACCGUAUUGCUGUUAUUUGCGAAAAAGCUGACAAAUCAGAUAUUCCAGAUAUUGAUAAACGUAAAUAUUUGGUUCCUAAUGAUCUAACUGUAGGUCAGUUUGUCUAUGUUAUUAGAAAGAGAAUUAGGUUGCCACCUGAAAAAGCUAUUUUUAUAUUUGUUAAUGAUACUUUGCCGCCUACUGCUGCUUUAAUGCAUGCUAUUUAUGAGGAACAUAAAGAUAAAGAUGGAUUUUUGUAUGUUCAAUACUCAGGUGAAAAUACAUUUGGUUUGUAA